Plasmodium adleri (nom. inval.) is the source of this 4278-nucleotide messenger RNA. Its product is annotated as cytoadherence linked asexual protein 3.1, putative. The coding region runs from base 1 to 4278 and encodes 1425 amino acids. Lineage: Eukaryota; Apicomplexa; Aconoidasida; Haemosporida; Plasmodiidae. The transcript has 9 exons. The record is from RefSeq and is a predicted model, not a curated record. Gene Ontology annotation, biological process: adhesion of symbiont to microvasculature.
AUGGUGUUACGUUCAAAAAUAUUUUUUUUCUUCCUCUUAUUUUUUUUAUAUCUCAAUGAAAAAGUCAUAUGUUCCAUAAACGAAAAUGAAAAUGAAACUAAAACUAUAAGUCAAUAUGAAAAUCAAAAUCAAAAUGUUAAUCAAACGAUAAAUCACUAUGACAAUAUUGAUCAAUUAAAAUCGAUGAUUGGAAAUGACGAAUUACAUAAAAAUUUAACAAUUUUAGAAAAAUUAAUUUUAGAAUCAUUAGAAAAAGAUAAAUUAAAAUAUCCUCUAAUAAAAGAAGGAAGUGACCAGUUGUUAGAUAUAUCGAAAUUUCAAAAAAAAAAUGUUAGCGAUACGAAUGAUGAAUCGUAUGUUAUACCUACGAUCCAAUCGUCUUUUCACGAUAUUGUAAAAUAUGAACAUCUAAUGAAAAAACAAUUAAUAGAAAUAUAUAAUUCUGAUAUUUCAGAUAUAAUUAAGAAAAAAAUAUUUAUUGUACGAACAUUAAAAACAAUAAAAUUAAUGCUUAUACCUUUAAAUUCGUAUAAACAAAAGAACAAUUUAAAAUGUGCACUCGAAGAAUUAAAUAAUGUAUUUAUAACCAAAAAUGUGGAGGAGAAGAAAACAAUUAGUCCAGUAGGGGAUCACGCAACAUUUUUUAGUAAUCUGUUAACACGUUUUAAAAAUAUUAUAUCUGGAGUGCAUGAUAUUGAACAGUCACAUGGAAUAAAACCUAAAAAAGAAUUACUUAUAUUAGAUGAUACCAAAAUAGAUGUGAUGGACACGAACGAUUUUUUUUUUACGACCAAUACCAAUAUAAAUUUUAUGGAAGCGUUAGAUGAUAUAACUAACCAGUAUGGAUUAGGGUUAAUUAACCAUUUGGGUCCUCAUCUAAUAGCCCUGGGACAUUUUAUUGUAUUAAAAUUAGCACUUAAAAAUUAUAAUAGUUAUUUCCAAGCAAAAAGUAUCAAAUUUUUUAGUUGGCAAAACAUUUUACAAUUUAGUUUAACUGAUCGAUUUAAAGUUCUUGAUAUGAUGUGCGACCAUGAAUCUGUAUAUUAUUCGGAAAAAAAACGUAGAAAAACGUACUUGAAAGUGGAUCGAUCACACACAAGUAUGGAAUGUAAUAUUUUGGAAUACCUAAUACAUUAUUUUAAUAAAUAUCAGCUAGAAAUAAUAAAAACUACUCAAGAUACCGAUUUUGAUUUACAUGGGAUGAUGGAACAUAAAUAUAUAAAAGAUUAUUUCUUUUCAUUUAUGUGUAAUGAUCCUAAAGAAUGUAUUAUUUAUCAUACGAACCAAUUUAAAAAAGAAGCAAACGAAGAAAAUACGUUCCCCGAAGAACCCAAUCGCGAAAUAAGUGCAUAUAAUAUAUAUUUGAAUUAUUAUUAUUUCAUGAAACGUUACAGUUCUUACGGAACAAAAAAAACUUUAUAUGUCCAUUUAUUAAACUUAACAGGACUUCUAAAUUAUGAUAUUAGAGCGUAUGUCACAUCACUUUAUUUACCAGGAUAUUAUAACGCUGUUGAAAUGUCUUUUACAGAAGAAAAAGAGUUUUCUACCCUUUUUGAAAACUUACUAAAAUGUAUUGAGAAAUGUCAUUUACACCAACCAAAUACAUUAUCAAAAGAUAGUAAUUUUCUCAACGAUGUAUCCAAAUGCGAUGUAUGCAAAGGAGCAUUUUUAUACUCUAACCUCAAAUUUGAUGAAGUUCCUUCGAUGGUACAGAAAUUUUACGUAUAUUUAACUAAAGGUCUCAAAAUACAAAAAGUAUCAGCUCUAAUGAGAACGUUAGAUAUGUAUCAAGAGUACAGUAAUUUCUUAUCCCAUGAUAUUAAUUGGUACACGUUUUUAUUUUUAUUUCGACUUACCAGUUUUAAGGAUAUUUCAACCAAAAAUAUCGCUGAAGCAAUGUAUUUAAACAUAAAAGACGAAGAUUCGUUCAACCGAACGGUCGUAACAAACUAUUGGUUCCCUUCCCCUAUAAAAAAAUAUUAUACUUUAUAUGUUAGAAAACGUAUUCCAAACAAUUUGGUCGAUGAAUUGGAAAAAUUAAUGAAAGUUGGAACGUUGGAAAAAAUGAAAAAAUCUCUCACCUUUCUGGUCCAUGUCAAUUCGUUUCUGCAACUAGAUUUUUUCCAUCAAUUAAAUGAACCACCUCUAGGAUUACCGAGAUCUUAUCCUUUAUCGUUAAUUCUCGAACAUAAAUUUAAAGAUUGGAUGAUCAGUUCGCCCGCAGGUUUUUAUUUUUCCAAUUAUCACAAUCCAUAUAUAAGAAAAGAUUUGCACGAUAAAGUGUUAUCACAGAAAUUUGAACCGCCAAAAAUGAACCAGUGGAACAAAGUUUUGAAAUCGUUGAUCGAAUGUGCUUACGAUAUGUAUUUUGAUCAACGACAUGUGAAAAAUUUAUAUAAAUAUCAUAACAUUUAUAAUAUCAAUAACAAAUUAAUGUUAAUGCGCGACUCCAUGGAUUUGUACAAAACACAUUUUGACGACGUGUUAUUUUUUGCAGAUAUAUUUAAUAUGAGAAAAUAUAUGACUGCUACCCCAACAUAUAAAAAAGUAAAAGAUCGUGUGUACCAUACAUUGCAUAGUAUUAUGGGAAAUUCGGUCAAUUUUUACAAUUAUGGUAUUAUUUAUGGAUUUAAAAUAAACAAAGAAAUAUUGAAAGAAGUAAUGGACGAAUUGUUUUCCAUAUAUAAUUUUAACACAGAUAUAUUUUCAGAUACAUCUUUUUUGCAAACCGUUUAUUUAUUAUUUAGAAGAAUAGAAGAAACAUACAGGACACAACGAAGAGAUGACAAGAUGAGCGUGAAUAAUGUUUUUUUCAUGAAUGUGGCAAAUAAUUAUUCAAAAUUAAACAAAGAAGAACGCGAACUGGAAAUCCAUAAUUCUAUGGCGUCGAGAUAUUAUGCAAAAACUAUGUUUGCAGCAUUUCAAAUGUUAUUUUCCACAAUGUUAAGUAAUAAUGCAGAUCAUCUGGACAAAGCAUAUGGAUUAAGUGAAAAUAUCCAGGUAGCAACAAGUACUUCCGCAUUUCUUACAUUUGCAUAUGUAUAUAACGGAAGUAUCAUGGAUAGUAUGACGAACAGUUUGUUGCCACCAUAUGCGAAAAAACCUAUAACACAAUUAAAAUAUGGGAAAACGUUCGUUUUCUCCAACUUUUUCAUGCUUGCAUCCAAAAUGUACGAUAUGUUAAAUUAUAAAAAUUUAAGUCUUUUAUGUGAAUAUCAGGCAGUGGCAAGUGCAAAUUUCUACUCGUCUAAAAAAGUGGGUCAGUUUAUUGGAAGAAAAUUUUUACCCAUCACUACCUAUUAUCUAUAUCUCAGAAUUGGCGGAUCAAGUGUAUGGACACUUGGUAAAAGUUGUACAACAAGUAGUACAGAUCCAACGCAUAGUUGUACUACUCAUACUACUAAAUGUAAUACAAUAAAUGCUGCGCCACACAAAUUUUUCUUCAAUAACGACCUUGCACGCGAUGCCUCCAUAUACUUGUUUUUUUAUUUUUUUUCGAAUUUAUACCUGGAUGCGGGCAAAUCGUUUCCUGGAGGGUUUGGUCCUGCAAUAAAAGAACAAACAAAACAUGUUAGUGAAAAAACGUACGAACGCAAACCUUCCGUUCAUAGUUUUAAUAGAAAUUUUUUCAUGGAAUUGACGAACGGGUUCAUGUACGCUUUUUGUUUUUUCGCAGUAUUUUCUUUAUACGCAUAUUAUGAAAAUAUUCAUUUUUAUAUUACUAGCAAUUUCCGUUUCUUGGAAAGAUAUUAUGGAGUAUUCAAUAAAUAUUUAAUAAAUUUUGUACGAACCAAAAUUAAAGAAUAUACAAGUGAUCUUUUAAUAAAAUACGAACGUGAAGCAUACUUAAAUAUGAAAAAGUAUGGGUAUCUAGGUGAAGUUAUUGCUUCACGAUUGUCUCCCAAAGAUAAAAUCAUGAAUUAUUUGCACGAAACGAACGAGGAGACCAUGAAUAAUUUAAGACGAUAUGAUAUGGAACAUGCGUUCAAGAACAAAAUGGCUACAUAUGUGGACGAUUUUGCUUUUUUUGACGAUUGUGGAAAAAACGAACAAUUUUUAAAUGAAAGAUGUGAUUACUGUCCUGUUGUUGAAGAAGUGGAAGAAACACAACUACAACCACAAUUACUCCCCCACACUGAUGAGACCACUAACCUGUCUGAGCCAACGAGUGCGUAUGUUGAUGUUGAAAAAAUAAAUGAAGAACAUUCGGAAGAUAGUGAUGAUGAGAAGGAUUUCGAUGAACCCGACGAUGAAUUAAUGGUUGCACGUUUUCACUAA